This is a messenger RNA of Lathyrus oleraceus (garden pea), 543 nucleotides long. RefSeq lists its product as uncharacterized. The record is from RefSeq and is a predicted model, not a curated record. The coding region runs from base 1 to 543 and encodes 180 amino acids. The transcript has a single exon. Lineage: Eukaryota; Viridiplantae; Streptophyta; Magnoliopsida; Fabales; Fabaceae.
AUGGAUUACAAGAACAAGUCUGAUGAGAAUGGUAAUGUUACAAGGAGUAAUGGAUACAAAAGAGGAGGAAUAUAUAAAACUCUAUUUAUGAAGAAUUAUGGAGGAAAGCUCAUGAUAGACCAAAUUUAUGUUGAUGACAUAGUAUUUGGUGGGAUGUUAGACCAGAUGGUGAAGCAUUUUGUCCAACAAAUGAAGUCUAAAUUAGAAUUGAGUCUAGUAGGAGAGCUUACUUACUUUCUUGGUCUACAAGAGGAAGAAAACAUUUUUGUAUCUCAAAGAAAGUAUGCUCAAAGUAUAGUGAAGAACUUUGGCCUUGAAAAUGCAAGUCACAAGAGAACACCUACUGCAACUCAAGUGAAAAUAACCAAAGAUGAAAAGGGUGUUGAUGUUGAUCAAAGUUUAUACAGAAGUAUUUUCUACCUCACAACAAGAAUAUCUAACAUCGGUUUCUAUGUAGGUGUUUUUGCAAGAUAUCAAGCAAACCCCAAGGCUAGUCAUCUCACUCAAGUGAAGACAAUUUUGAAGUAUGUAAAUGGGACAUGA